AUGGCAUCACCUACGGUCGAUAAAUCCUGGAUGUGGCAUCCGGGAUUCAGUGAGGAGCGAACUGAUACCGCAGGCUUGUUCGUUCACUUUCGCAAAGAUCUCAACAUCGACGUCAACCUACCCUCCUCAUUGGUCGUGCACAUCACGGCCGACACGCGGUACAAGCUUUACGUCAACCAGCAACUCGUCACAUUUGGCCCAGUCAAGGGCGAUAGCAAUCUCUGGUUCUAUGACGAGGUUGACAUUGCGCCGUAUUUGCACGUCGGCCAGAAUCACAUUUUCGUCAAUGUUCUCCGAUUCUUCCAUGCCAAUCCCUAUGCCCUAUCUUUCCCAAGGCUUCCUCAAGGAGGACUACGUGUGGCAGCAGCAGACGCCAACGACCCGUUACGCCAUGAACUCUGCAGUAGCACACAGUGGCAAACUGCCAUCGACAAAUCAGCCAUUUUGAGGAUAGAUGAUGCCGAAGACGACUUCCUCCAUAUCUACGAGCAUAUUGAUAAGUCUGGGGGCAUUGGCAUGGAGUGGAUGCCCGCGAAACUCUAUGAAUUUCAAACUUCCACUGGCAACUCGGCGCCGUGGACCCUGUCUCCACGCCUGAUUCCUCCUAUGAAGCGAGGCACGGCUCAUCUGGGAGCAGUUCAUGUUGUGCAGAGCGAUCUUCCGAAAACGAGCUUUGAAGCAGCCUUGCUGAAUGCUGGUUUGGAUACUCAGCGUCCCUCUUGUCCCCUUACACUACCGGUCGGCUCGAGCCAUGUUAUUGACGUCGAGAUGGCUCAGCACACCACAGCUUUGGUUCGAUUUCGAUUCAAACAACCAAGGACGUCAACUGGCACAUUCCACGUGACCUAUUCUGAGUGCUACGAGGAAGAACCGAUCCUUGUCCCAUACCUAAGGCGUAAGGACCAAAGGUGCGAUCGCAGUAAAUCACUAUUCGGUCCUCGAGACAUAUACCGUUUCGGAGGUUCACGACAAGCUCAAGAAUUGAAGGACCCUGUGGAAGCCGAUUCUGAAGAAAUCUUUGCUCCUUUUCAUUUUCGUACUUUCCGUUUCAUGCGUCUAGUUAUCAAUGUUGGAGACGAGGAGCUUACAAUCAACGGCAUUGAUGUUGAAACGGUCAACUAUCCACUCGAUAUUGCGGCGUCAUUCGAAGCGCACAAUGAUGACUCUCGGUCGAGCGAGCUUUGGACUACCAGCCUUCGAACAUUAAUCAAUUGCAUGCAUGACUGCUACGAAGACUGCCCCUUUUACGAGCAGCUUCAGUAUGCAAUGGACACACGAAGCUCCGCCUUGUUCACCUAUUACGUGUCUGGGGACGAUCGUCUAGCUCGCCAAGCCAUUAUUCAGUUACACAAUUCUUUUCAGGCACGGUUAGGGCUAACUUCUAGUCGUGCACCUUGUACCCAGGCACAAGUCAUUCCGCACUUCUCUCUGUACUGGAUCUGUAUGCUCAAUGAUCAUUUCAUGUUUUACAACGACAAAGUCUUCAUGACACAAUUCUUACCUGUGGUGGACGCAGUGCUGGGUUAUUUUCACGGCCGUGUGGAUGCGGGCUUGGGACUUACAGUUUCCGAGUCCCGGCCUGGUAUCUGGAACUUUGUCGACUGGGCCGAAAGCUGGAGACCAUACGGCAUUCCACCGGCUGCGGAGCGCACCGGCAUUUCCACUUAUACAAACAAUCUGUACGCCUACACAUUGAAAAAGGCCGCUGCUCUUGCCAAAGAACUAGGACGGCCAGGCCUAGCGGAUGAGUAUCUCCGGCGCUCGGAAAUCAUUUUGGAAGCCGUGAGAAUGAACUGCUUUGACGGCGAAUUUUAUGCCGAUAGCCUUGCAUGCAAAUCUGCCAAAGACAAAGAUUGCUCGGAACAGAACCAGGUGUGGGCUAUAUUGAGUGGUGCGGCAACUGCUCAAGAAGGUGCUGAACUUCUGCGCAAAUGUCUGCUCCCAAAUCGAACAAGUCAAAGUCUUGUGAGAUCUUCCAUAUCGAUGAAAUUCUACACCCUGCGUGCUCUUAGCUUAGUCAAUGACGGUCUAUAUGAAGAGUGUUUCCACGACAUUUGGGAACCGUGGCGUAAGCAGUUAGAAUUGGGCCUGACGACAUGGGAGGAGGACAGCGUUUCUCAGCGCUCUGAUUGCCAUGCAUGGGGAAGUGCACCGCUCCACGAAUUUCUCGCCGAGGUUGUGGGUAUUAGACCCGCUUCCCCUGGAUGGACAGCUGUUCGGUUCCGUCCGAGGCUCCAACUGUACAAGCAGUUGAAUGCAAAGGUGCCACUUCGUUCGGUUUACGGUAAGCCAGAAGAGAUUAUUAGUGUCUCCUGGGUCACGGAUGACUCUGGGAAGGUUACUGUGACUCUGGAUUUUGAGAACUAUCAUCCAACGUCAAGGAUCGUUUAUGUUGAACUACCAUCACAAGCGGUGCAGACAGUGUAUUCUUCAAAGAAGCAUACGUUUCGUGUGAGGCUGGAUAAAUAG
Molecule: messenger RNA, 2469 nt
Organism: Colletotrichum truncatum
Lineage: Eukaryota; Fungi; Ascomycota; Sordariomycetes; Glomerellales; Glomerellaceae
Biological process (GO): carbohydrate metabolic process
Source: RefSeq, a predicted model, not a curated record